AUGGAACAAUCUAGUGAAAAUGAAAGAGUGAGUUGGAGGAAUAUGGAUUGUAUUCAAGAAGUUUCUCUAAAUGGAAGACUUGGAAGUAGUUUGAAGCCGAAUAAAGUUAGACAAGUGUUGGAGACUACUCAUUCUUUCAUUGCAAAUCAAAAGCAAAUGAAGAAUCAUUUUGAUUAUCUAAUGGAUAAAUAUCAAGCUUGGUUGUCAAUAACUAAGAAAACAGGGAAUGUUUAUGAUCCUACAACUAAUACCAUUCUUAUGUCAAAUGUCGAAUGGGAUGAAGCACUCUUUGAUGGUACUACUGCAACCGGAGUUUAUGGUUGGAGUCCUAGUUGUACAAUUCCUCGACCUGUUACCUCAUCUACAUCUCCUAAUAUGGAGACAAAUGCUUUUGCUGAAGAAAGUGCACCUAGUAACCAAAAUGAUGACGCUGUAAACACUUCUCCAUCUAAAUAUUCAAAUCCUUUAGGAGGACAAAAGAAGAAAAGAAAGCUCUCAUCUCAACAAGAUAUUGAUGAUAAGAUGUUUGUUGCAUUGGAUUUGUUAAUUAAAAAGAAUAGCGGUCCUGAAGUUGAGGACUGCAUGGAAAAAUUAAAUGGACUUGGAUGGGAGGAGCCUUUGUAUAGUGCAACUAUUGGUAUACUUUGUGAAGGCGAUAGCUAUAGAAAAGCAUGGAUGAACAUGAAAGACGUCAACAUAAUGGAGAAUUGGGGGGCAAUUGGUGCACUUGAUGGAACACUAGUGGAUGCUAUAAUCCCACUUGAUAAACAAAAUGCUUAUAGAGGAAGAGGAAAGGGAUGGGAAGGAGUAGCACAUGAUUCGCGAGUUCUAAAAGAGAUAAUAUCCAAUCCAAAUAAUUGUUUUCCAUUUCCUUCUCCAAAUAAGUAUUACCUAUGUGAUGCAGCAUAUCCAUGCACUCGGGGAUUUUUACCUCCUUACCAUAAUGUUCGAUAUUGGUUAGGAGAUUAUCAUCGUAGGCGUGCUGUGACGAAAGAGGAGAGGAAAGAGCGUAUCAAUGAUGAAUUAUUCAAUCACUUUGAUCAACCUCAAGUAAUCUUUGAGGAGGACUAG
Messenger RNA from Humulus lupulus (European hop), 1071 nucleotides. RefSeq lists its product as uncharacterized. The record is from RefSeq and is a predicted model, not a curated record. Lineage: Eukaryota; Viridiplantae; Streptophyta; Magnoliopsida; Rosales; Cannabaceae. Bases 1 to 1071 code for a protein of 356 amino acids. The transcript has 6 exons.